UCAAUUUGACGGAGCCGCAGCCUGCAGCAGAGGCGUUCAUUGACACAUGGGGAAAUGAUGAGCAGCAGCAACAGGGGGAGUGGGACUGAGGCCUCCCAUCCAGAUGCUCUGCCCAGCAGCCCCGCCCCUCUGAACAUGAACCACUACACCAACAAGAAGAGUGCAGCAGAGAGCAUGCUGGAUGUGGCUCUGCUGAUGGCUAAUGCUUCCCAGCUGAAGGCAGUGCUCGACCAGGGGCCUGACUUCUCCUUUUACACCCCAAUUGUCACCCUAAUCAGCAUCUCCCUCUGUCUGCAGGUCACAGUUGGGGUCCUGCUUAUCUUCAUAGUUCGAUGGGACCUGAAUGAUGAACAAAAACAUUGGAGGUUAGACAUUUUGGAGGACUUGGCUACAUGUCUGGUUUUUAUCAUAGUGGUCGUGAAUGUCUUUAUUACAGCAUUUGGAGUCAACAAGCCAAACUAAUGUGAAUGAACAACAACACACAGGUGUUUCUCUUCGGAUCACAGUAUCCCAUCUCCUUUGCUGCUCCUUGUUCUCUCUACAAGCAAUUUGCCUUAAAGACAUGCAUGCAGUCAGCAUAUUUUUGGUCCUCACCUCCCCUGACCCGACCUUCACAAUCCCCCUACCUGACCUAAAAACACACUGACCUCUCCAGGCUCUCAGAGAAUUUUCCACCGGAAAACAACACAAAAACAAAAAUCCAACAGCUGGCUCAUUUACCAGAAAAUCAUUGUACUGCACACCGCUGCAGGCGGAGCGAACAAGAGAGAAACAGCAGAAAUUACAAUGGGGUCUGGUGCAUAAACAACCCAACAUUUGUUUCUGGUGGACAAACAGGAAAGUGGAGACAGCAGCAGUCCGGCACAUGUGACCUCAUGCUGUCUGUCUCCUUUGCUGCGGGAGUGAACUAAAGCCCUGCCAGACUACAAAUGCACAGUUACACAUGCAUAAAAAUGGAAAAACAGGCUUCAAUUUUUAAUGAUAUCAAUGACGUUCGUGCAAGAUGUCAUGGUUUCUGUCUGGAUUGCUUGGACUGGUGUCAUGGGGCAACUGAGGGAAUGUACACAGAACAGGGUGUGCCUCAUGUGAGUCAAAGAGCUGUCCAACCUCUGCAGGUUAACCCUUCAGCACAGCUGUCCACAACCACAGGCCACAAGCCUAACAUGACAUUAAAACAAUGUUUGGUUGUGCCUCGACUCUCUGAGCAAAGCUGGAGUGUGUCUGUGGUUCUCUGGACCGGCAGCUGGUGAAUUCAUCAACACAGCACAGAGCCCAGCUGAACCGCUUGUUAAACUGUAAGCCUUAAUUAGACAGUGUUUCAGCAAUGUCACCUAAACCCCAAAUUAGAGCAAAAGCAAAUGCUCAAUUUACACACUCGACUUUUUAAACAAAACCAGUUUAGUCCGUUUUAUAAAAUCUGCAAAACACGUGAAGAUUAUUAAGACUGGUAUGUAGAAUUUCUUCUAUAGGAUCGUGACAAAGCACCUUUGAGAUGACAAACCAACGUCACAAUCUGAUCCUCUUCCUCCUCCACAACUAUCAUUGGUUACCUUGGAAACAGGACGACUUGCAGAGAGCUAGAUUGAUGACACACACAGCUCCACUCAGAGCAGAUCUGUAGACUGAUAUAGAUACAUAAUGUAUGUCUGCGGCUCCCACACUUCUGGCUCCAUCUCAGUCCUGGCUCAGUAGGGGUCUCACUUUCAGAGGAUGCUGAUGAUCAAGGAGGAGUUUUAGCUUGGUUGAAGCAAUACGGAUCCCUCUUGGGAAUGAUGGAUACCAGCAUUCAAACUGGACAAUCACCCUGGUGACACUUCAACCCCCCCUCCCCUGCCCUCCACUUCCUCUCUGAGUCCCCUCUUCAUAUUCACUGCUCUGUCUCUGCAGAGAUGUCAGAGGAGGAAAAGUGCAGCUCAAAUCUCCAGGGUUCAGACACCUGAGCUCUCCAGAAGAGCAGAACUGUAUAUAAACCAUCUAUGAUGUGGCCAUUUCCCCACUGAGUUGUCAUAAUCAGUAAUACUUUAAAGGGCUUCAAGUGAGUAUGACAUUUACGCACUCUGUACAAAGGCCUAUCUUGAGCAGUCAAUGGUGUGCAUUUAAUUAAGACGGCUUUAUUCAUCGAUCAGUUUGAUUAAUUAUUCAUUUAUGUUGGUUGUCUGUAGCCCUGGAUUGUCAUUGUUAUAGUACACCACAACGCCUUCUUCCCUUGUUUCUAAUUUUGGUGAACUGAAUGAGGCAGCGCCCUCUAGUGUUUUUAUUGAUGCCAUUCAAUCCAAACUCUAUUUCAUGUUCACAGAGCGAACAUUGGUUUGUGUAAUGUACAUCUUUGUCAAUUCUUUGUUAUUCUAAAUUUAAAAAACAAGAUAGAACUUCAGGUUGUGUCGGACAUGUUU
Labrus mixtus (cuckoo wrasse) is the source of this 2393-nucleotide messenger RNA. Its product is annotated as ninjurin-1-like. Gene Ontology annotation, cellular component: membrane. Gene Ontology annotation, biological process: cell adhesion; tissue regeneration. The coding region runs from base 55 to 462 and encodes 135 amino acids. The transcript is spliced from 3 exons. Lineage: Eukaryota; Metazoa; Chordata; Actinopteri; Labriformes; Labridae. The record is from RefSeq and is a predicted model, not a curated record.